Taeniopygia guttata (zebra finch) is the source of this 4513-nucleotide messenger RNA. Lineage: Eukaryota; Metazoa; Chordata; Aves; Passeriformes; Estrildidae. The record is from RefSeq and is a predicted model, not a curated record.
AUGGCCGCGGCCCCGGCCGGCGUUGAGGGGCCCGGAGGCGCUGGCCGGGAAUCCACGGGGUGCUCGCCUCUUCCCGGGGCUGCUGCGGGCGCUGAGGGCUUCUCCAGCCUACCCGCCCAGGGACGUCUCCUGUCCCGGCUUUACCCGCCUCCGCCGGGCCCUUACCCAGCGCGCUGCCGCCCCCAGAGCAGCGGUGCCCGCCUGGGCUGUGCCCGCCGUGAGGGAGCCGCCGGGGGCACCUCAGCAGCGGGGCCAGACCCGGCCGAGGAGCUGCGCUGGGCCGUGGGGCGUCCCGGCCGGGACAGCCGCGGGGAGAGCGCUGCCCCGCCGGGGCGCUUCUGCCGGGGCGCGGCGGGGCCGGGCUGGUACCGCUUCUCCGAGCGCCCCAUCGCCUCGGCCCCUUUCUCUCCGCAGAGCGCCGGCCGGCCGUGCCCGGAGCCGGACUUCGCCGGGGGCUCGGGCUGCGCCUGCCCCUGGUCCGCCCCCGCCGGGGUUUCCAAGGAGACCUGGGCCGCCGUCUGCGCCGCGGAGCCGCCGCACAGCCAGGGCCGGCGGGACGCUCGGCCGCCGCCGGGCCGGUUCUGCAGCCCGCAGCUCGGUGCCCAGGACGCGGCGUGGCAGGGAGACCAGCUGUCCUCCCAGCUCUACAGAAACAAGCAGCUUCAAGAUACUUUGCUUCAGAAGGAAGAGGAACUUGCUAGGUUACAUGAAGAAAAUAAUAACCUCCGACAAUACCUGAAUUCUGCCCUGAUUAAGUGUUUAGAAGAAAAAGCCAAGAAAUUACUGUCUGGCCAUGGGCAAAAAACCUGCGCUAUCCUCAAAAGUACCAAGAGGAGAUUAAAAGAGGACCACUGCUUUGUUCCUCAAGAAACUCCUCAUGCUUCCAAAGCUAGAAGGAACCUCUUCAAUGAAUUCACUGCCUGUGAAGAGCAAGCCAGCCCUGCUGUGGACAGUUGGGUCUUGCAGACCUUGGGAUUAAAAGAUGUGAACACCAUUGAUGAAGCUUCAGCUAACUACAGUGCCCUGUCCCCAGACCUUGGAAAAGACACGUACUGCCUGAGCCCUGGGGGAGCAGCAGACUGUGAGCAGAGGGAAGGAGCAGCAGCAGUGUUUGGCUGCAGCCAUGUUCCUCCAGGCAGCAGCACUACUCAUCCAUGCAGCGAGGAUUCUCUCUUCCUUCCUCAAUUUUCUUCAGCACCAUGCAUCUCCUCACCAGUGCCAAGUGUUUCCUCCCUCCCAGCCUAUGGGUUGCCUUAUUUGACUGGUGGUUUGUCACCCAACAAAACAGAAGUGGCCUUCACAACGUCCCUGAGUCCCCACCGCAACGUGAGAACACACAGCUUCCACCAAGGACAGGCCUUUGUGCGCAGGGACGACGAUGGGGGGUGGAGAUUCACCUGGGUGCCCAAGCAGGCUGAAUGAUGCACCUGAUCAAGGGUCAGCCAUAGAGGAUGUAGGAGUCACACUUCACCUUGGGCAUCAGACCGGUUCAGGCAGAAAAAAGGACGGACCCCUUUUGGGCUUCUUUAAAUGCUACUCUGUCACUAACCCACUCCUCAUUCCCUCACAGAUUUUCACAGAUGUGACUCCAGAUUGCACUUGGACAAUUUUCUGCCCCACAUGUUCAAACUGGAUUUCUUUCUCUUGUGGCUGUGUUGAGAUACCUGCUUUUACUUGUUUCCUGAGGUUUUGUCAUCAGCUCUUCCUUGUUACUGGUAAUUUCCAGGCUGGAGGGCUUUCACCUUUAAUGGUCACCUUCACAUGCACCAAACUGAAAAGCACUUUGGGAAUACACCUCUCUCGCUUUGGAAAUAGCACCUGUCUCACAGAUAUCCACAGAUAACAAAGGAGGCAUAUGUUGGAGGCUGAGGAUCAGCAGUUUCUCAGUGAUUUAUGUCUCUCUUGACUCACAGAUAGCCUUGGAUUUAACAAGCAUCCAUGGUUGCCUUAGGUGCUGCACAAAACUGACCUACCUGCAGUUCUAUUGUGCUGUCACAUUCUUUGAUGAUGCCUCAAAAUAAAAACAGGAUUUGCUUCUAAUGCCUGGAGGCUGCUUAGUUACAAGAGAUUCAGCAAGGGCAGGGGAUCUUCCUAAGGUGUGAUUAAGAGACUGAUGUGUUUACUAAUACAUUUUAAAGGUAUUUUGUCUAUGAAUAAAGGGAGUUUACAUGUGGAGAGGCAGUAGCACUUAGUGGUUGGAGCGGAUCUUUGGGAACCCCAGCCUUCAAUGCCAGUUCCUGCCUCUCUGUGUCUGCCAGACUGGGAUGGGCUGAGGGUAAGACCAGCAUUACUUUGAGAAUGCUUUAAAACUCUUUGAGAAGGUGCUCUAGCACUGCACAGGACUUACCUUUCACUAGUGCUACUAAAUGACAUGAAUGAUUUGAUGAUAUGAAGUCAAUGGACAUGAAGUAAGUUCACCAGUACUGUUUUUUGUUACCUUUGUCUUCAGUUCUACAGUAGUUUGAUGCCUGAGUAUUCAAAAUAGAUUGGCUUGGUUAUUCUUGCUUUCAGAAUGGGGCCACUGACAUUGAGGAAGGACUGAAGUAAAAAUAACCAAAAUCUAGAUUUUUUUUUUUUUAAGUGGCUUAUUUUCAUAUAGAAAACAGAAUAUUCCUCUAUUUUUAGAGGAUAAAAAUAUCUUCUAACAGCCUGUUGUGCCUUAGAAUUGCAACAUUUGAGACACUCCAUCAGGAGCAGUAAUGAUUUCCCAAAGGACUUCUAAAUAAACAAACUGUAUUUCUGGGUAGUUACUUUAAAAUGACUGUGGCAGACUUCCAGAAUAGGCAAUAUGAAAGCACUGAUUGUUGGCAUUAUUUCACUGGAUUAAAAAGUCAACUAAACUAAAAAAACACCACAAACCCACACAACAACCACUGCAGAAGAAAACCAUAACAAAAACCCAGUAAAACCCAAAAAACCCAAACCAAAAAAUGCUCAUGGAAUAAAUACAGGUAUUUGUUUGGGGAGUUUGCUGUAGUCCAUAAAAUUGUGGUAGAUUGAUGGAGACUGAUCAGAUAAGACCACUGUUUCUGUAGCACUUUUCUGCUUUUCAGUGAAAGCUGAAAAAAAAUAAUCCUGUCCUACAAACAACUCAUUUUUUUCUCAAUGCAUUUCUUUCCUAUUAUUCUCCCCUUGCCCCACUAUAUAAGAGAGCAUUGAAGAAAAUACUCCUAUCACUGGAGUUUUGUUGAUGAGCGUGGUAGUGUAGAAAAUGCCUGAACUUCACCUGAGUAUGUGAUGGGAGCCCCUGGUAGAGGUGGUGUGGAGGAUGCACACAAACUGGGAAUAAGGCAGUGUGGCCAGAGGACUACACCCAACACAGCUGUAGAUGCCACAUCUCUCAAAGCAGCUGUAAAACAGAAGUAGAGAAACAUCUCUGUUUUCUAACACUAGAGAAUGCUAUUAGAUGUGAAUUUCAAUGCUAUGGAGUCAGCAGCACUAAUAAGUGCUUUUAUACUACCAAUAAAUCUUAAAUCAGGGCUUUUUUCUCUGAAGAGGGAGAAAAGCUUUCCAUUUGCCUGACAUUUCCUUUCCACAUUUUUAUAUCACUGCAUGUAAGAACUUCUCCUGCAGAGAGCCAGAACAAAAGUGUCAGCUCUUUGGUACAAUCCUGAAGUAGGGUUCCAGUAGGAACAAACUGAUGCUUGAGCCUUUGCCAGCCUUUUGUACAGGGGUGACUGACCCUUUGUCUCAUAAGAAAUAAAUUAUGAACGUGAGGAAAUAAUUUACCUGAAUGAAUCCUCUUCUUUUCCAGUGGGGAAAGAGAUUCAAAGCCACUCUGCUCCUCAUGGAAUGUCCGAGGUAAAGCCCAGGGAAGCCCAUGACAUAUUCCUGUGCCCCAGAGGUAGCUAGAGAUCAAUGGCAAUGAAAGCAAAAAGUGGAAACAAAAUCCAGUUAUUCACACUGCCAUUACAACUAGGUAGCCAGGAGAUAGCAGAGACAAGUUUCAGCUUGGUACUGUAUUUUUAAUUUCAAAAAACAGGCAGCUGGAAACAAGGGCCAGAAGGCAAAAGUUCUAGGUUCUGAUGCUGCCUCUGGUAUUACAGCUGGUUUCUAUGCUUUGGAUUCUAUGGAAUUCACCACUGGACCAGUUCAUAGCUAUUUAACAAGAAAACACAACACUUGCUGCUGCAAACUCCAAGAAGUUCCCUCUUGCCAAGGAUCAGUACCAGGCCCAUAAAACUCCAGGAUGGGGAACUAUGACUUGAACAGCCAUAGGGCCCUGGGUGGUUCUUUGAGCAGUAGUGAACUUCCUGGUCUGUAAACAUUCAUUUUGUAUUAACAUAAUCUGUUUUAUUUUUUUAUUUGAAGUUUGUUUUAUUAUGUGAAUGUAAUGUGCAGCUGCAUAGUUUAAAAUAAUGCUUCUAGAAAGGUACACUAAAAGAAAUGGAAGUUAGUUUAACAAUUAAUAUGGUGAUGUUCCUGAUUUUUGUGAUUUAAAAGGCCAUGAUUAUAUGUAAAUGUCAAUUUUACUACUGUCACUAAGUUAUGUCUAAUAAAACUUAACAUCCAA